Molecule: messenger RNA, 2624 nt
Organism: Aphidius gifuensis
Lineage: Eukaryota; Metazoa; Arthropoda; Insecta; Hymenoptera; Braconidae
Product: putative GPI-anchored protein pfl2
Exons: 5
Coding region: 503-2557 (684 amino acids)
Cellular component (GO): membrane
Source: RefSeq, a predicted model, not a curated record
GAUGUUUAUAAAUUGAUGACAUACCUGAAAUUUUGUUAAAAAAAUAAUUUAAAAAUAAAAAAACGGCGUUAAAUAAGAAACAAGGCUAAAUAUUUUUUUUUUUUAUUUUUUAUUCGCGAUAUUGCGUUGAGAAAUUGGUAAGUGGGGAGGCAUAAUAUUUAAUAAAUUUAUUGUAAGAAGUGUGUUCUUCGAUAAACAUACCUUGUAUGAUCCGGAAAUUUUUUAGUUUUUUCGCAACACUCAAAUUGUGUGGACUAAAAAAUAUUUAUAAUUCAGCAUAUGCGGUUAUUGAGAAAUUUGAAAACAAAUAACAAUUUAAAUUUUAAAAAAACCUUCAAGACAUUUAAUGUGAAUAUUUAUUAAUUAAAUUAAAUCAGUGUCAGUGUCAACGAGGCAUGCGUUUAGUCAUCAAUUAAAUUAAUUCAAUUAUAAUUUUAAAAUAUACAAUUUAAGUAAAAGUGUUAUGAAGUUAAUUUUAUAGAAUUUUUUUUACAAAUUUAUAAUGAUGAUAAUAAUGGAACGAUGGUUGAUAUUUGGAGCUAUCACUUUGGUACUUGCAGUUAAUCAAGUUCAUGGAGUUCUAACUUCAACCCCACCAAAAUUAUCGAUUAAAAAUGCUACGGAUUUGAAGCAUAACUCGUCGUUGUUUGGCCAUGGCAGAAAUGCAACAGCUUUAUUUAAUUCUACAAUUCUUAAUAAAAAUUCUACAAUUGUUUCGGCUUGGUCAAAUUCCACUUCAGCAUCAAACUCUACAAUUUAUGGUGGCAACACUACUCUGUCUCGAAAUUUGACUGGAUCAAUAGCAGCUCAUAAUUCAACGAAAGGAUUGAAUUCAACUAUUUCUGGAAACAAUUCUACAUUGAGCAAUACUACUCUAUUAAGCAAUGCAUCAUUGACAUCAAAUUUAACAGCAAAUACAUCACAUAAUAAUUCCACAAGUUUAUCAAAUAAUUCUACGUUAUUGGCUUUGUUGAAAAAUUCGACUGUACCUUCAAAUUCUACAGGUUCAAUUAAUAACUCGACUUUGCUGUUAAAUUCAACUGCUGCAGCUCAUAAUAAUGCUACAUUAUUAUCCAGAAAUGUUACUGCUUCAUUGAAUUUAACUACAGCUAAUUCAACGAGUCACGCAAAUUCAACAGUUUUAUCUACAAAUAAAACGAGCUCAACUACAAUACGUCCUGGAAAUUUAACAAUUAUAGAAUUGAACCAUACAGCAUCAAUUUUGAAUUCAACUUUGAUGAAAAAUUUAACGAGUUCUGUAUCGAAUGGUAAUUCUACUGCUGGAUCUAAUUCUACAGCAUUUAAUGGAAAUUCUACAGCAAUUAAUUCAACUGCACAUGGAAUGAACUUGACAUCUGCAUCAAAUGCAACUGCACAGAAUUCAACGAUUCUCCCUAAUUCUACUGGAGUGAUUAAUUCUACUUUACAUUCUAAUGCAAAUUCUACAGCAAAUUCAACUCUGCAUUCUGCUGCAAAUUCUACUUUACAUUCUAUUUUAAAUUCAACCCUACAUUCUGCUGCAAAUUCAACUUGGAAUUCUACUGCAAAGUCAAAUUCAAAUUCUACUGCAAAUUCUACUGCAAAUUCUACUGCUAAUUCAAGUUCUAAUUCAACUUUAAAUUCAACAGCAAUUUCACAUCAAAAUUCUACCUUAAAUUCAACAUUACAUUCUACAGUCAACUCAACAAUAAAUUCUACAGUAAUUUCAACAAAUCUUACUGUCUCAAACUCAUCAGGGCCUAAUUUAAAAAAUUCAUCAGCAAUCAUAUCCAAUUCUUCUAUCGAUGCAAAUUCAAUAAAAUUAGCGAAAUAUUUUCAAAAUUCAACAACAAAAAUACCACCUAAAAAAAAAUAUCCAAAUUUUAAUUUUAUCGUAAAAGAUAAUGUCACUGGGAUACCAUGUUUGUUGGCAAACUUUUCAAUGACUUUGACAGCCAUUUAUUAUAAAACAGACCACACGGUUGCAACUCAUGCACUCCAAGUACCAGACACAGCAAUAACAACUGGUACAUGUGACGAAAAAAAUUCACAAAUGAUAAUAGCAUGGAAAGAAAUUGAUAACACAACAUUGAAAAAAAAAAAUGAUAAUACCACAAUGAUAACUGAUGAAUGGAAUAAAGUAUUUUUAAAUUUUAUAAAACAUGGCUCACAAGCAACUCUCAAUCAAAUUGGGGCAAUUAUUUUUCUAGAUAAAAAAAAUUUCCCUCAAGCAAUCGGUAAAACUGUAACAGGAAAUUCUACACAAGACUUGAAAUUAUUCGAAACAAAUAUUGAAAAAGGCAACUACAUCUGCGAUCUUACUAGAAAAAUUGAUGCAGGAAAUGUAUCAAUAACAAUUGGAAAAACAUCCCUAAUUGCAUUCAAUUCAAAUGAUGAUUUUUCAUCAAGAAAUGCGGAACUUUGUCCAACUCAAUCAGGAGCAAUAACCAAAGCAACUGGAAUGAGUAUCGGUGCAAUAGUCGGUUUAGUUGCUGGCAUUAUAUUGUUAAUUUGCGGUGGAGUUUUUUUAAUAACAGCAAAAGCAAAAACUGCAUUUUCAACAACUCAACUUCCUUAAAAUAAAAUUAACACUAAAAUCCAAAUUAACAUAAUUCAAUUAGAUUAUUUUCUUGUUAAUAUCUAUA